Messenger RNA from Diaporthe batatas, 2522 nucleotides. RefSeq lists its product as uncharacterized. The transcript has 10 exons. Gene Ontology annotation, molecular function: putrescine transmembrane transporter activity; urea transmembrane transporter activity; spermidine transmembrane transporter activity. Gene Ontology annotation, cellular component: plasma membrane. The coding region runs from base 462 to 2522 and encodes 686 amino acids. Lineage: Eukaryota; Fungi; Ascomycota; Sordariomycetes; Diaporthales; Diaporthaceae. Gene Ontology annotation, biological process: spermidine transport; urea transmembrane transport; putrescine transport. The record is from RefSeq and is a predicted model, not a curated record.
UCGUCCGUUACAAAGCUUAGCCUACACUUUGUCCCUGCUGGACCCACCCGAGCAACCCCCAAAGCUCCCAAUGUACGCCAAUGUAAGUGACCAUCCCGCGUUAUCAUGGCCAAUCGCCAGCCACGCGAGCGAACAUCUCCGGGGGUUGGGAAAAUCAUCCCCAGGUUUAGACACCCAUGUUGCGUGCAUCUUGCAUGGCCCGGCAGUGACACAAGGGCGGGCUCGCACUCUGGUUCCACAAGCUUCCGAAUAUUUUCAGCCCUUCCGAGUCUCGCUUCAUAAGAAUACCGUGCCGACCCUCCUCCCGAUUCCCCGGUGCGGCGCGGGCGGACGAACCACUUCUGCUUUAUAGAAAUUCGGACACCUGUGAGGCACGGUUUGCUCGUUGCUAGGCCCAACAACUCGGUCCAUCCCUCUGAGCGCACGGUCGCCCUCAACAUUCCGAACGCAAGCCUGUCAUCAUGGCUGGUGGCGGUGGUCCAGCUUCGGGCGCUGUAGCCCCCCCUCUCAGCCAGGCUUAUGGCUACGGCAUCAUUGUCGGCCUCGGCUUUCUGUUUGCCCUGGGAAUGAUUCUCACCACCUGGGUUCUGAAGAGAUACAAUCAUGAGUCUCAGACCUCUGAGAUGUUCAACACCGCCGGCAGGACGGUCAAGUCUGGCCUCGUCGCUUCUGCUGUUGUCUCAUCCUGGACUUGGGCCGCUACGCUACUACAGUCCUCGGGAGUGGCGUAUCGAUAUGGAGUCUCCGGUCCUUUCUGGUACGCAUCCGGUGCCACAGUCCAGAUUAUCCUAUUCGCCACGCUUGCCAUUGAGCUCAAGAGACGGGCUCCCAAUGCCCACACUGUGCUGGAGGUCAUUCGCGCACGAUAUGGCCGAACCACGCAUUGCGUCUUCAUCUGCUUUGGCCUUUUCACCAACAUCUUGGUCACCCUGAUGCUGGUGGUGGGCGGUUCAGCUGUGGUGACAUCCCUGACCGGCAUGUCAACCGAGGCAGCCUGUUUCCUGCUGCCCCUGGGUGUCGUGCUGUACACAAUGUUUGGCGGAAUCAAGGCCACCUUCCUCACCGAUUAUGUUCACACCGUGAUCAUCCUGGUGAUCAUCCUCAUCUUCGCUCUUACUGCUUAUGCGACGGGGAGCGAGCUGGGAUCCCCUUCGAUCGUCUACGACCGUCUCAUGGCCGCGUCGGCGUCACACCCCGUUGAAGGAAAUGCGGAGGGCUCCUAUCUCACCAUGCGAUCCAAGGAGGGUGCCAUCUUCUUCGUUAUCAACAUUGUGGGUAACUUCGGAACUGUGUUCAUGGACAAUGGCUACUACAACAAGGCCAUCGCUGCUUCUCCUGUCCAUGCCCUCCCCGGGUACAUCAUCGGCGGUCUCGCCUGGUUCGCGAUUCCAUGGCUCUGUGCCACCACGAUGGGUCUCUCGGCCCUGGCCCUCGAGGGCACCCCGGCCUUCCCAACGUAUCCUGACCGCAUGCUGCCUGCUGAUAUCACAGCGGGCCUGGUGCUCCCUUAUGCGGCCAUCGGUCUCCUGGGAAAAUCGGGUGCUAUUUGCACGCUCAUUAUGAUCUUCAUGGCCGUGACUUCUGCAUUCUCAGCACAGCUCAUCGCGGUCUCUUCUAUCGUCACAUAUGACAUUUACCAGACGUACAUCAACCCAGCCGCCCCUGGAAAGCGACUCAUCGCCGUCUCGCACACGGCCGUGUGUGCCUAUGGCCUGAUCAUGGCCGGCUUCUCCGUCGGCAUGUACCACGCCGGCAUCUCCAUGGGCUGGCUCUACCUCUGGAUGGGCGUCAUGAUCAGCGCCGCCGUCAUCCCAGCGACCCUGACCCUCUUCUGGCGGCGCCAGAACUGGAUCGCCGCCGCGGGGUCCCCGAUCCUGGGCCUGGCGUGCGCCCUCGUCGCGUGGACCGUGACCUGCGCGCGCGAGUUCGACGGCGUGCUCUCCAUCGAGAACCUGGGCUCCAACAACCCCAUGCUGGCGGGCAACGUGGUCGCGCUGCUGAGCCCCCUCGUCUUCGUGCCCAUCCUGACGUUCGGCUUCGGCGCCGACAACUACGACUGGUCGAGCAUGGCGGCCAUCAAGCAGGGCGACGACGCGUACACCUCGUCCUCGGGCGACGAGGGCGGCCGCGGGCUGGAGGGCGGCGUCAGCACGCCGCCGCCGGGCGUCACGCUCAUGGCGCCGGAGCAGGACAUGGUCAAGCUCAACAAGGCGUCGAAGCUGGCCAAGUGGCUCACCGUGGUGAUGGCCGUGUCGUUCCUGGUCCUGUGGCCGAUGCCCAUGUACGGGUCUGGCUACGUGUUCUCGAAGCCCUUCUUCACGGGCUGGGUGACGGUGGGCAUCAUCUGGAUCUUUGGCAGCUCCGGCGCGGUCGGCAUCUUCCCGCUGUGGGAGGGCCGCCACAGCAUCGUGCGCGUCACCAAGGGCAUGCUCGGCAUGAAGAAGGCCGACGCCUUCAGCGAGCCGAUCGAGGGUAAGGUCACGGAUGUGCCGGACAAUGCCUCGGAGAAGACCAAGCAGUAG